AUGGUUGUUAUCAAGAUUAAAAACGCAGGUAAAGUCUAUGAUAUUGAAGUAGACGAUUCCGCCAAUGGGUUGGAAUUCAAAAACGCUAUUGCUGCUAAAACUAAUAUCCCUGUAGAUAAACAAAAAAUCUUAAUUAAAGGAGGAAAAUUAAAUGAUGAUUCAGUUUUAAAAGAUUUGAAGUUCACUCAACCAAUUAUGGUUUUAGGUACUGCCAAUAACAACAUUAACUCUAUUGAGUUACCUAAGACUGUAUUUUUGGAAGAUUUGAACCAAAACGAAUUAAUCAAAGUAAGUGAUGAACCUUCAGGGUUAUUAAAUUUGGGUAACACAUGUUAUUUCAAUUCAUCAUUACAAGCUAUUUAUCAUAUUCCUGAUAUCAAAAACAGGUUGGAAGAGAAUAAUAGUAAUAAUUCAUUUGUUGGAGCUUUGAAAAGAUUAUUUGCUUUGAUGCAAAAGAAACAAGAAAAGAUUAAUCCAAAUUUAUUCUUAAUGAAUUUUAGAGACAAUUUCCCUCAAUUCAGUGAAAGAGAUAAUCAUGGAUUUUAUAAGCAACAAGAUGCUGAAGAAAGUUUCUCCCAAAUAUUGAGUUUAUUGAUUGAUGAUUUGAAGAUCAGAGAUUUAUUCAGAGUACAAUUUAAUGUUGAAACCAAAUGUUUAGCUCAACCUGAUGAUUUAGCAGUAAGUAGUGAAGAAGCUUUAAAAUUAAUGUGUCAUAUUGAUAUUAAGACUAAUUUCUUGAGAGAUGGAUUAUUGGGUGGUUUAACUGAAACCAUCGAAAAAUUUAAUGAUACUUUACAAUCAAAUACUGAUUAUCAAGUUACUAAAAAAAUCAUUAGAACUCCAAAAUAUUUAAUUAUUCAUUUUGUUAGAUUUUUUUGGAAAACUGAUGUUCAAAAGAAAUCUAAAAUUUUAAGAAAAGUUCAAUUCCCAUUCGAAUUGGAUAUCAGUGAAAUGUUAGAUGAUUCAAUCAAAUCCACUAAAACUAAAUUCAGAGAUGAUUUCAGAAAAAUUGAAAAAUCUAACGAUGAUUUGAUGAGAGAUUUCAAAAAAGCCAAAAAAGAUACUGCUUUAACUCCUUUACAACAACAAGAAGAAGAUAAAUUGAAAUAUUUAUCUAUAAAAUCAAAAUUUGAAGAUGAUUAUAACGAUUUAUUGGCUAGUCAUAAUAUCGAUAAGAAAAUCGAAGAAUUAACGGAAAAUCCUUCAUCCAUCUAUUCAUUAAAUUCCGUAAUCACCCAUCAAGGUUCAUCUGCUGAUAGUGGUCAUUAUCAAUGUUUCUCCAAAGAUGAAGAAGAUGAUAAUACUUGGUGGAAAUUUAAUGAUGAUAAAAUUUCUAAAAUAGAUAGAGAAAGAGUCGAACAAUUAUCAGGAGGUGGAGAAAGUGAUAGCGCUUUAUUAUUAGUUUAUAAAGCUACCGGUUUAUAG
Messenger RNA from Yamadazyma jaroonii, 1425 nucleotides. The record is from the annotation of a GenBank genome assembly. NCBI's taxonomy places the organism in Eukaryota, Fungi, Ascomycota, Pichiomycetes, Serinales, Debaryomycetaceae.